UUGCCACUUCGCCCUUAAAAAAACAAAAGAACAGAAAAAGGCAGAAAAUGUGAGAAAAUGUGAAGGAUCGAAAUUGGCAAAAUCAAUUUGCUGAGAACUGUAGACUCUCCAGAUCUCUCUCGCAAUCGGAAAAAUGGCAAGAGCCGGAGGAAUAACAAACGCAGUGAAUGUAGGGAUAGCAGUACAAGCUGAUUGGGAAAAUCGUGAAUUCAUAUCUCACAUUUCCAUCAAUGUCCGUAAACUCUUCGAUUUCCUUGUCCAAUUCGAGGCAACGACGAAGAGUAAAUUGGCUACAUUGAAUGAGAAGCUUGAUAUACUCGAGCGUCGUUUGGAAUUGCUUGAAAUCCAAGUUAGCACAGCGACCGCAAAUCCAGCUCUGUUUAAUGUUUGAAAUGAUGCAGCAUUGUAUUAGUACUCUUUAUCUCUUUUGCGCACCUCAACUAAAUCCACGGGAUACCAGCCACCUCCCACCAGAUAUCAGGUAACUUUGGUGUCCACCAAGGCUAGGACAGAUGGGAAGAAUCACCUAGUGGUUUUUGUCUCCGCUUGGAAUUCUUGUCUGAUUUUUUGGUGGGUAUAUUUAUGCUGUCUUUUGUUUUUGAAGACAUCUACAAAUGUAACAGCACACUCGUUGCGCUUUUUAUUUGUAAAAGUUAGUUUACCUUCUCAAAUCCUUUUUUUUUUCUAUUUCACUUGUUAUGUAAUACAAUCAUGUGAAAUCUCAUUCCUGCAGUCAGUCAAUCAAUCAGCUAUGCUUAAUCUCAAGCUGGUUGCUCAGUCGGUUGAA
Capsicum annuum is the source of this 787-nucleotide messenger RNA. Its product is annotated as protein BRICK 1. Bases 134 to 391 code for a protein of 85 amino acids. Gene Ontology annotation, biological process: actin filament organization; cell motility; regulation of actin polymerization or depolymerization. Gene Ontology annotation, cellular component: SCAR complex. Gene Ontology annotation, molecular function: protein-containing complex binding. The record is from RefSeq and is a predicted model, not a curated record. NCBI's taxonomy places the organism in Eukaryota, Viridiplantae, Streptophyta, Magnoliopsida, Solanales, Solanaceae. The transcript has 3 exons.